Molecule: messenger RNA, 1461 nt
Organism: Neoarthrinium moseri
Lineage: Eukaryota; Fungi; Ascomycota; Sordariomycetes; Amphisphaeriales; Apiosporaceae
Exons: 2
Coding region: 1-1461 (486 amino acids)
Biological process (GO): protein deneddylation
Cellular component (GO): COP9 signalosome
Source: RefSeq, a predicted model, not a curated record
AUGUCUGACGACGAUUUCAUGCAAGAGUCGGACGAGGAGCAGUAUGACUUCGAGUACGAAGACGACGACGAGGAGGAGUCGGGCGAUGUCGACAUCGAGAAUAAAUAUUAUAAUGCGAAGCAGAUGAAAGGCUCCGAUCCCGAGGAUGCCGUCGCCGAGUUCCUAGCCAUACCCGCCUUGGAAGACGAGAAGGGUGAAUGGGGGUUCAAGGGCCUAAAGCAAGCCAUAAAGCUCGAGUUCAGACUGGAGAAGCACGAUGACGCCGUCGAGCACUACACCGAGCUCUUGACCUACGUCAAGUCGGCCGUCACCAGGAACUACUCGGAAAAGUCCAUUACGAACAUGCUGGACUUCGUCGAGAAGGAGUCGGAGAACGAAGGCGCCCAAAGGUGCCUCGAGAAGUUCUACUCCCUCACUCUCGACUGUUUUCAGAGCACAAACAACGAGCGGCUGUGGCUCAAGACCAACAUCAAGCUAGCCAAGCUUCUACUGGAUCGCAAGGACUACCUGGCUGUCACCAAGAAGCUGCGGGAGCUGCAAAAGGCCUGUCAACGCGACGACGGCUCCGACGACCCUAGCAAGGGCACCUACUCGCUCGAGAUCUACGCCCUGGAGAUCCAGAUGUACUCCGAGACGCGCAACAACAAGCAGCUCAAGAUCCUGUACCAGAAGGCACUCAAGGUGCGGUCCGCAGUACCCCAUCCCAAGAUCAUGGGCAUCAUUCGGGAAUGCGGCGGCAAGAUGCAUAUGAGUGAGGAGAAUUGGGAGGACGCUCAGAGCGACUUCUUUGAGUCGUUCCGUAACUACGACGAAGCUGGUUCACUGCAGAGGAUCCAGGUCCUCAAGUAUCUCCUACUGACUACCAUGCUGAUGAAGUCCGAUAUCAACCCCUUCGACUCCCAGGAGACCAAACCCUACAGGAGCGACCCCCGGAUCGCCGCCAUGACCGAGCUUGUCGAUGCCUACCAACGAGAUGACAUGCACCAGUACUCCAAGGUUCUCCAACUGAACCAGGACCUCCUGGCUGACCCCUUCAUUGCCGAGAAUAUCGACGAAGUUACUCGCAAUAUGCGCACCAAGGCCGUGGUCAAGCUCAUCGCACCCUACACGCGGAUGAAGCUUGCCUGGAUAGCGAGGCAGCUCAAGAUAUCCGAGGCCGAGGUGCAGGAUAUUCUGGGCUUCCUGAUUGUCGACGGUAAGGUCAAGGGCGAGAUUGACCAGCAAUCUGGCACCAUCGAGAUAGAGUCCGAUGGAGAUGCCGAGCGAGUAGACGCCAUCGAGAAAUGGUCUUCGGUGCUGACCGAUAUGUAUAACACCAUCUUCUCCGAGGAUGGCUUCAAAUCAGCAGACACACAAGCGCCCGACGAACAGACUCAAUUCGUGGCCUCACUGGGCCCACGCAUGGGCAUGGGAGGAGGUAGACCCAGGAAGGGCAAGGGCUACCACCCUCUCAUGGCAUAA